CCAGCUCCCUCUCCUCCAUCUAAUGUGGGAGUGUCUCAGAAUGGACUGAACAGUCCAGAUCUACUAGUGACCUGGACACCAUCAGAAGGACUCUAUGUCACUGGCUACACUGUCAUCUACCAGGAAAUAGAUGGAGGACUUAGCGGAUCAGUGACAACUGCAGAGACAGAUACCAGCGUCGUUAUCACGGGACUAAUUGCAGGGGCAACUUUCUCCAUUAGUGUAUCAGCUGACUCCAGUACAAUAUCAAGUAUUGUCACCCGUGGGCCAAAUGUCACCAUACAACACAAAGUUGCCUAUACUGUGGAAACCUUUGAGGUAAUUUCAGUAUCAGAGACCUCUCUCACAUUCUCCUGGAGCCAGCCCAGCACUGGGGCCCACCUCACCACUGGCUACAACCUGACAUGUGUCACUCUCCUGACUGGGAUCCCAUUCCCCCAGUCUCUCUCCCUGUUGACACCAACCCUCACCUCAGCCACACUGUCUGGACUUUCCUCUGCAACUGCAGCAUCUCCACCAUAUCUGACAGAGGAUCCUCUCUCCCUGCCUCCCUCUACAUCCCUACCAAUGAAUCUGCUCCAUCCGGAUCUCCGGAGAUGUUAAGUGCAGUGCCAGGAGAGAGAGAGAGGUUGUGUUCUCCUGGUCUCCUCCACCUGUAACCCAGCGUAAUGGAGUCAUCACCAGCUACACCCUGCUCCCCCUCCCCCUCCUCUCUCCCUCAAUCCCCCACCUCACAGUCUGGCCCUCA
Messenger RNA from Geodia barretti, 748 nucleotides. The record is from the annotation of a GenBank genome assembly. NCBI's taxonomy places the organism in Eukaryota, Metazoa, Porifera, Demospongiae, Tetractinellida, Geodiidae.